UAUCCGAAAAAUUAUAUAUUUUUAAUCAACUUAUUUUCCAUAAAUUGGAAUUAAAUUGAACAAACAGAGGCCUAUGCAUCUUCUUCUACCUCUCUUUGGGUUCUUCCUUUGCCACCCCCACGACCAUAUCUCUCGCCUUUCCUCCCCUUAAAACAGGUUGUUGAAAAAAAGAGAGGAUAAAUUUAGAAUUUUCCCCCUCAAGAUCCUAAUUUAGUCAUUGAAUUUCCACUUUCCUUUUCAACACGGCCCUUUGUUUCACUUCCUUGUUUUAUCACUUUCAAAAGGAACACAGAACUCAGACGAGCCCAUUUUAAAGAUAUAAUUUUUUUUAUUCCUUUUUGGGAUGAAAAUUGAUUCUUCUUCCAAGGAAUAGACAAGAAACUAAUACCCAUUUGGCUAUUUUAUCAGCAUGGAUAAGCUUGAUUUGCUUUAGAAGGCAGCGUCGGUUUCUUCAGCAGAUCCUCCUCGCAAUUGGCUAAACUUUUUUUUGGGUGUGUUGGAUAUGUUUCUUGUUGAAUCUCCAUAGAGGAGAGAGUUUGUAUUGAAGAGUGAGGAGUCUUUGAGGUGGGAGGAGUAAUGUUGUCGAAAAAUGAUCCCAUGGAAUCGUUUUCAAAUUCGAUUCAAUUUGUAAAGGAAACACUUUUACCUUUUGAAUUGGGCAUUAAGAAAACUGCAAAAGAUGUUGAAAGUUGUUUUGGGGUGUUAAAUGAUAAAGGAAAUAACAUUGAAUUGAUUUCCCAAUCUAAUGGUAGUGAUAGGAAGGGUAAGAUUCAAAUCUUUGGUAUGAAGAAGAGAAAUGAUAGGUUUGGUACUGGUGCUAACGAAGGGCAGUGUUGUGUUGGUAGUGAAGAGAGGAAAAAAGGUCUACCUAUUAAAGCUCCCGUCAAGGCGUUUAUAGGAAUGUUUUCGCCUGCAAAUGACAAGAACAGUGAGAAGGUUGACGUGGUUAGGAAAGGAUUGAAAGAAAAGGACGCGGAUAGAGAUGAAGGGUCUUGCAUGAAUUGCUUUCGGUUUGCGAUUACUUGGUCAAUGUUGAUCAACAGUUUUGUCCAGGCUUUACCAAACUCAUUUAACUCCGGUAGGAAAAGAAUUCAGAGAAUGGAUGACAAAGAUAAAGGGUGUCGACAUCCAUGUACUCAUGAUGUGAAAUCAAAGGCCCCAGUUGAGUGUAAGCAUAGUGAGGCAAGGGCUAAGUUUAGUGCAAAGAAUGAGGGUUUGGAACAUAAUGAUGGGAGAUAUGCACCAUUCGAAUGUUUUAUAGGGCUUAUUCUUGAUCAAUUGACUCAAAAUCUUGAUCAGAAAAGUAAACAAAUGCAUGGUGAUUGUCCCCGGACUCAAUCUCUACCCCCUUUCUUCGAUUACUUUAAAUCAGUGGCAAGUGUUUGGGAAGGUCAAAAAGUUGAUGUAAAUGGGUUUUUGGGAAAUUUGAAGUUUGCUAGAGUGGGAGGUGUUCCAUCAGGUAUGGUCAGAGUUGCCUCUCAAGUGAACGAAGAAGGUGAUGAUGGUGUUAGCACUGGGAGUAGGGAAGAAACAGCUAGUAAUUCCCCACAGAAGCUGGCGAGUGGGAUACUUAGCAUUCCUCUAUCAAAUGUGGAGCGUUUGAAAUCCACCUUAUCCACUGUCUCACUGACGGAACUGAUUGAGCUUCUACCACUUUUGGGUCGCUCUUCACAAGAUCAUCCUGACAAGAAGAAAUUAUUCUCUGUUCAGGAUUUCUUCAGAUACACAGAGUCUGAAGGGAGGAGGUUCUUUGAAGAAUUGGAUAGAGAUGGUGAUGGACAAGUAACCUUAGAUGAUCUUGAAGUUGCUAUGAGAAAAAGAAAAUUGCCACAUAGAUAUGCUCGGGAAUUCAUGCGCCGCACGAGAAGUCAUUUAUUUUCAAAAUCAUUCAAUUGGAAGCAGUUUUUGUCUUUGAUGGAACAGAAGGAGCCAACUAUACUUCGAGCCUACACUUCUCUCUGUUUAAGCAAGUCUGGGACCCUCCAAAAAAGUGAAAUAUUGGCAUCACUUAAAAACGCUGGACUUCCUGCAAAUGAAGACAAUGCUGUUGCUAUGAUGCGAUUUUUGAAUGCAGAUACUGAAGAAUCUAUUUCAUAUGGACACUUCCGCAAUUUUAUGCUUUUGUUGCCUUCCGAUCGCCUACUUAAAGAUGAUCCUCGGAAUAUCUGGUUUGAAGCUGCAACUGUUGUUGCUGUUGCACCACCUGUGGAAAUACAUACUGGAAGUGUUCUUAAAUCUGCAUUGGCUGGGGGUCUUGCGUGUGCACUCUCCACAUCUUUACUGCACCCAGUUGAUACUAUAAAGACUCGGGUGCAAGCAUCAACCCUGACCUUCCCAGAAAUUAUUUCAAAGCUUCCACAAAUUGGAGUACAUGGGUUAUAUAGGGGUUCAAUCCCUGCAAUUCUUGGACAGUUUUCGAGCCAUGGCCUGCGAACAGGAAUAUUUGAAGCAAGUAAGCUUGUAUUGAUCAAUGUUGCUCCAAAUCUCCCAGACAUCCAGGUUCAAUCCAUGGCAUCAUUCUGCAGCACACUCUUAGGAACAGCAGUGCGGAUUCCUUGUGAGGUACUAAAGCAACGUUUGCAGGCUGGCCUUUUUGACAAUGUUGGAGAAGCUCUUGUUGCUACUUGGAACCAGGAUGGUCUGAAAGGUUUUUUCCGUGGAACCGGGGCCACUCUUUGUCGUGAGGUGCCAUUUUAUGUUGCUGGGAUGGGCCUCUAUGCCGAAUCCAAAAAGCUUGCCCAACAACUUCUCCAACGGGAACUGGAACCGUGGGAAACCAUUGCUGUGGGAGCUUUAUCCGGAGGGUUAGCUGCAGUUGUCACUACGCCUUUUGAUGUCAUGAAAACUAGAAUGAUGACUGCUCCAGGGGGCCGACCCAUAUCGAUGUCAGUGAUAGCCUUUUCUAUACUCCGACACGAGGGACCUCUUGGUCUCUUUAAAGGAGCAGUACCCCGGUUUUUUUGGAUUGCACCCUUAGGUGCCAUGAACUUUGCCGGCUACGAGUUGGCAAGGAAGGCCAUGGUCAAAAAUGAAGAAGCGGCUAUGGAUCAACUCUCCCAAAAGAAAUUGGCUAAAAUAUAAGUAGGCUACAAAUACUUCGAAGGUGAAGAACAUAAUCUAGAGAUGGCCUCUGGAUUUUUUUUGUUGGUAGUCAAAACAAACUUGACGCUGUUGUAAAAUUGUGCUCUUGGGGUAUGGUUGCAACUUCUUCAAAUUUAAUUUGUCAACACCGCCUUUUUUUAUUUGCUAAGAACAUUGUAUUUCUCUUGCAGUUCACAUAUUUUGUAACCGUGACUUCUCUUUUUAUCUGUAUUUAGCCUGGAUGAUUGGUUGAUCA
Hibiscus syriacus is the source of this 3337-nucleotide messenger RNA. Its product is annotated as mitochondrial substrate carrier family protein C-like. Bases 577 to 3081 code for a protein of 834 amino acids. Gene Ontology annotation, molecular function: S-adenosyl-L-methionine transmembrane transporter activity; calcium ion binding. Lineage: Eukaryota; Viridiplantae; Streptophyta; Magnoliopsida; Malvales; Malvaceae. Gene Ontology annotation, cellular component: mitochondrial inner membrane. The transcript has 8 exons. The record is from RefSeq and is a predicted model, not a curated record. Gene Ontology annotation, biological process: transmembrane transport.